Messenger RNA from Danio aesculapii, 2002 nucleotides. RefSeq names its product gastrula zinc finger protein XlCGF8.2DB-like. The coding region runs from base 393 to 1547 and encodes 384 amino acids. NCBI's taxonomy places the organism in Eukaryota, Metazoa, Chordata, Actinopteri, Cypriniformes, Danionidae. The record is from RefSeq and is a predicted model, not a curated record. The transcript is spliced from 4 exons.
UUGAUUAGCGAGUUAUUAGAGAUAUUAUAUUAAUAGUUCGUCAUUAAAUUAAAUAUUCCAAUGCUUUAUCAAACAUUUAUUUACACGCUUUAAAAUCGAAUUACUCCCUGUAUCGUGAAUCUGUGAGUAGAAAUUAGAAAAACGGAGCUUUACGAAACUCCGAGUCAUUUGAAUCAAAUGUUUCUUGAUUCAGUUUUUCGAAUCGCGCGAAUCACUGCGCGCCGACGUCAUCUGCCGGUCAAAACAGUGGAAAUUAAACGAAGCAACAAAUAUGAGGGGAUCUAAGGUCACCGUCUGUCCCUCAGACUGACUCCCUCAGCAGUGCACUGAAUGGACAAAGUGUCCAAACACUGAGGAAAACUCCUGCUGAAGCGACUGAUCUCCACACUGUUAUGAAGAUGGCAUUUAUUAAAGUGGAGAGUGAAGAUGUGAAGAUUGAAGACACAUUCACAGUCAAACAUGAAGAUCCAGAGGAACAAACAGAACUGAUGGUGCUCAAAGAAGAGUUUCAAGAUCUGAAUGAAAUGGAAGAGAAUCAGUUCGAGAGACACCAGGAUUCAAUGACUGAUGAAAAUUCCACUAAGACAAAGAAGAGUUCAGCACAUAAACGAGCUCAGAAAAACAAUUUCACCUGCUGUGUUUGCGGAAAACCUUUUUCUCAAAAACACAACCUUAAAGUCCACAUGAGAAUUCACACUGGAGACAAGCUUUUCACAUGUGAUCAGUGUGGCAAGAGUUUCACUCAAAAGUCGAAAAUCGACGUCCACAUGAGAGUCCACACCAGUGAGAGACCGUACUCAUGUCCUCAGUGUGGAAAGAGUUUCCGUCAAAAACAGCACCUUAAACUCCACAUUAGAGUUCACACAGGAGAGAAGCCAUUUCCGUGCCAACAGUGUGGAAAGAGAUUCAAUCAACUACAAGCGCUUCAAAGUCACUUUACAAUUCACACUGGAGAGAGACCUUAUGCCUGCCCUCAGUGUGAGAAGAGUUUCCGUCAAAGACCGUCACUUGAAAAACACUUAAAGGUUCACUCCAGAGAGAAACCGUUCACCUGCUCUCAGUGUGGAAAUGGUUUUACUCAAAAGGAGCGUCUUCAAAACCACAUGAGGAUUCACACUGGAGAGAAGCCUUUCACGUGCCCUCAUUGUGAAAAGACUUUUGCUCAUAGAAGCAACCUUUACUUCCACGUGAGGACUCACACCGGAGAGAAGCCUUUCGUCUGCACGCACUGCGGCAAAACCUUUAGAUGUAAAAACUCUCUUAUUAGCCACAUGAGGACUCACACUGGAGAGAAGCCGUUUGCGUGUGAUCAGUGUGGGAAGAGUUUCUCGAGAGAGUUUAACCUUAAGUGUCACAUGAGCAAUCACACCGGAGAGAAACCGUACACGUGUGGUCGGUGUGGAAAGAGUUUCGUGCGUAAAGACACUCUUAAUAGGCAUGAAUUGAUUCACUCUAAAGGUAUUAAAUGUAAGCAGUGUGGAAAGAGUUUCAAUCAUAAAACCAGCUUCAAGUCGCACAUGAGGCUCCACUCUGGAGAGCAAGGGUGAGUGUUCAAAACCUUUGCUCACGUACCUCUUUAAAUAACCACUUGAGUAAUAACGUUCUAGCGACAGCUACCUUUAUUGUAAUGACUUUACUAGGUAUGCAUACUUAAUUCCAUGGUCUGCUAAAAUUCUUGAUUCUGAUUGGCUUGGAGGUGUGCAAUAAAAUCGUUUAAAGCCCCGGUCAGAUCACACGAAGUUGUCUUGAUUUCACCACGAUUUCCUUGAGGUAGGCCAGGGAUCACCAAACUUGUUCCUGGAGGUCCGGUGUCCUGCAGAUUUUAGCUCCAACUCUAAUCAAGCACACCUGAACAAGCUAAUCAAGGUCUUACUAGGUAUACUUGAAACACCCAGGCAGGUGUGUUGAGGGAAGUUGGAGGUAAACCCUGCAGGGCACCGGACCUCCAAGAAAGAGAUUGGUGACCCCUGACGUAGGGUGUCGUGGAGAUUUGUAAACGACA